GCUAUCAUGACGACACAUAACCUCAAUUGCCAAAAUGUCUAUGUGUUUUGUGUUUUGGCGCCGGGAUUUCUCACGAAAUUAUGGAAUAUGAGUGUCACUGUGGGAAAAAUUACCUAUUUGUAGAUCCUCUGUGUCAGGGAAGUGUAAUUGAGAAGCUGGAAGAAAUUAUUGGGGGAAUAGUUCAAGAGGAACAUGACAAAACUGAUGAAUCUUUGGCAAUCAUAAGCACAGUGAUCAGCUCAGUUUCCUCAAUUGCGAAUUAUCUGCCGGAUCUUGGAGAGAACUACGUGACAUCACUUACCAUGGAAAUCCCCAUUGAUGCAGAAUCAAUUCCCUAUUUUAUGGACCAUCCAAUUCUGAGGGAAGCACAGAAUUCCCCAUCUUCAAUCGAGGAUGAUACCUGCAAAAAGUGCCAGAUAAUUGACCACAGAGUAUCUAUAAUCCUGAGUUUUGGAUUCUUCCUGUUGGGCCUGAAACGCUACACGGAAACAGACCUCAUAAGAAAAAUCAUCUACCUUUUGUGUCCCUUCAGGAGAAAACAUCCAGAAAUUGUGAAUUUCUUCGAUCAACUCUGGAAACUCUCGCUGAAAAACAAAUUGUGUUCAUCACUUGUCGAUCACAUCGUGAUAUUUCACUGCCAUCCCAUAGAUGAGACCAUUGAGAACCUUCUCAAAGGACUGGAAUCUAAUGAAAUUCUCCUAAACUUGCUGAUUUACAACCAAGAGUACCUGGAUCUUGCAAAAAGUGCCAGGAAAUCGACAAAAGUCUUCAAUAGGGUGACUGAGAAUAUUGUCAAGAAAUUCCUGCUGACUCGGAAAAUACUUUUGAGGGAUUUUUUGACCUAUUUCGUGGAGGAUUUGAGGAAUACCGUUCUUCCCACCUUCUAUCUCAGACUGUUCAGUGAUGUUUUGUACCCAUUUGCCGCCUUUGCCGUGGCUGAUUUUCUGGAUAAACCCCUUCUUGACCACUAUCUCGAGGAGCUUAGAACCCAGAAUUACAAGAAGUACAUUGAACUUGGAUUGUCACACAAAAUCUUCCACUAUUUAACUGACCAUUUAAUAAAUUAAAUUAAAUAAAAACAAAAAA
This is a messenger RNA of Phlebotomus papatasi, 1086 nucleotides long. RefSeq lists its product as uncharacterized. The transcript is spliced from 2 exons. Bases 81 to 1067 code for a protein of 328 amino acids. NCBI's taxonomy places the organism in Eukaryota, Metazoa, Arthropoda, Insecta, Diptera, Psychodidae. The record is from RefSeq and is a predicted model, not a curated record.